This is a messenger RNA of Dromiciops gliroides (monito del monte), 826 nucleotides long. RefSeq names its product integrin beta-1-binding protein 1-like. NCBI's taxonomy places the organism in Eukaryota, Metazoa, Chordata, Mammalia, Microbiotheria, Microbiotheriidae. Gene Ontology annotation, biological process: negative regulation of substrate adhesion-dependent cell spreading; negative regulation of focal adhesion assembly. Gene Ontology annotation, cellular component: ruffle; cell periphery; lamellipodium. Gene Ontology annotation, molecular function: integrin binding. The record is from RefSeq and is a predicted model, not a curated record.
UUCAGCCACACUGAGUGUAAGAAUCUGGAUCUGUCCUGACUAGUUAGAGCUUCAUGGAAUGAAAUCAGCUUUAGCUACAAGUUAACUCAUAUGUCUCAAAUCCUAUUUUCUCAUGAGGAAAAGCAGUUCUCUACUACAGGGGAGGUUAUGGAUCCAAGUAUGGUGAAAAAUGUUUCGAAAAGGCAAAAAGCGACACAGUAGUAGCAGUUCCCAAAGUAGUGAAAUCAGUACUAAGAGCAAGUCUGUUGACUCUAGUCUUGGUGGACUUUCAAGAUCAAGUACUGUGGCUAGCCUAGAUACAGACUCUACAAAAAGCUCAGGGCAAAGCAACAGUAAUUCUGAUACCUGUGCUGAAUUUCGAAUAAAAUAUGUUGGUGCCAUUGAGAAACUGAAACUCGGUGAUGGAAAAAGUCUUGAAGGGCCACUGGAUCUAAUAAAUUACAUUGAUGUGGCACAGCAAGAUGGAAAGUUACCGUUUGUUCCUCUGGAGGAGGAGUUUAUUAUGGGAGUGUCUAAAUAUGGCAUUAAAGUAUCCACAUCUGAUCAAUACGAUGUUUUGCACAGACAUGCUCUGUAUUUAAUCAUCCGGAUGGUGUGUUAUGGAGGUCUAGGAGCAGGAAAAAGCUUACUGGCACUAAAGACCACAGAUGCAAGCUAUGAAGAAUAUAGUCUAUGGGUGUAUCAGUGUAACAGUCUGGAAACAAGCACAAGCUAUUUGCAAAGUUUAGCCACAGCUUUUGACUCUGUAUUAACAUCUGAGAAUCAUGAGUUCCUACUAGAGUGGAAGAGAAAUAACUUCAUUGAAGGAACCCAGCAUUCAGGAUGA